Molecule: messenger RNA, 558 nt
Organism: Nematocida major
Lineage: Eukaryota; Fungi; Microsporidia
Product: large subunit ribosomal protein L9e
Exons: 1
Coding region: 1-558 (185 amino acids)
Biological process (GO): cytoplasmic translation
Cellular component (GO): cytosolic large ribosomal subunit; ribosome
Molecular function (GO): structural constituent of ribosome; rRNA binding
Source: RefSeq, a predicted model, not a curated record
AUGAGAGUACUUCUAACAGAAGAAAAAGUGGAUAUCCCAGAAGGAUGCACAGUCACACAGAAGAACAAGAUAAUAACUGUAUCUGGACCAAAGGGCACGGAGCUUCUAGAUAUAUCACAUAUGCUGCUUUCCGUGGACAUUGAAGAGAACGAGGUCUUUGUUCGCCUGUGGUCUGCCAGGAAGAAGGAAACCCCGAUCGUAAGAACUUGCGCCAGUCUUAUAAACAACCUUGUAAUCGGAUGCACGAAGGGAUUCUCUUACAAAAUGAAGGCUAUCUACAAGCACUUCCCCAUUACCAUGCUGGUGGAGGACUCUGGAAAGACCGUCAUUAUUAAGAACUUCCUGGGGAGCAAGUGCGACAGAAUCAUAAAAAUGAGAGGAAGCGCAGUUGCAAAGCUUUCUUCGGAGAAGGACUAUUUGCUCAUUGAAGGGCCCAACAUCCAGACAGUCUCUCAGUCAGCUGCCAACAUCUCGCAGAAGUGCGUUCCCAAGAAGAAGGACCUCAGAGUGUUCUUGGACGGAACUUUUGUCGUUGCAAAGGGAACCAUGGAAGCGUAG